AUGUCCCUGGAGCUCUACAUGGACCUGCUGUCCGCCCCGUGUCGCGCCGUCUACAUCUUCGCCAGGAAGAACGGCAUCCCCUUCGACUUCCAGUUUGUGGACCUGCUGAAAGGUCACCACCACAGCAGGGAAUACAUCAAGAUCAACCCCCUGCGGAAGCUGCCCAGCCUCAAAGAUGGGAAAUUUGUCUUAUCCGAAAGCGUGGCCAUCCUUUUCUACCUGUGCCGCAAGUACAGCGCACCCUCGCACUGGUACCCGCCAGACCUGCACACGCGAGCACGCAUAGACGAGUUCAUGGCCUGGCAGCACACGGCCAUUCAACUGCCCAUGAACAAGAUACUCUGGAUCAAGUUGCUGAUCCCGAUGAUCACAGGGGAGGAGGUUCCAGCUGAGAAGACAGAGCAGAUGCUGGAAGAGGUGAAGAAGAGCCUGCACCUCUUCGAGGAGAAGUUUCUGCAGGACAGGAUGUUCAUCACGGGGGACCAAAUAUCCCUGGCGGACCUGGUGGCCCUGGUGGAGAUGAUGCAGCCCAUGGCAAGCAACCAUAACAUCUUCCUCAACAGCGCCAAGCUGGCUGAGUGGCGCAUGCGCGUGGAGCUGAGCAUCGGCUCUGGCCUCUUCUGGGAGGCCCACGAGCGGCUGAUGAAGUUGACAGAAUGGGACUGUUCCACUUUGGAUCCAGUGGUCAAGGAGAGGAUCUGUGAGUUUCUGCAGAAGUACAAGUGA
Molecule: messenger RNA, 726 nt
Organism: Propithecus coquereli (Coquerel's sifaka)
Lineage: Eukaryota; Metazoa; Chordata; Mammalia; Primates; Indriidae
Product: glutathione S-transferase theta-4
Exons: 5
Coding region: 1-726 (241 amino acids)
Biological process (GO): glutathione metabolic process
Cellular component (GO): cytoplasm
Molecular function (GO): glutathione transferase activity
Source: RefSeq, a predicted model, not a curated record